UCCUAGAGUGGAUCACUUGAAUGACUGGCGAAAGUCCAAAGGAGAGAGUGAAAAUGCUAGCUGCUAAUCAGCGAUCGGGACUAGAAAGGAGGGAGGGAAUUGACAAAGGAGGAAACUUAAAAGGCUGGAGAAGGAGGUUCUACUUGUUAGGGCGGAAGGGAGAGUAGGCUAUUAAGGUUAGGAGACAGAUGGCAAACUCCUGGCUUCAGGAAAAAAAAGAUGGAGAUGGGGAGCAAGGAUUCAACUCGGCAUGUAUGGUCUUGAUUAUAUUGGAACAACAGAAUGGGCUGUAACCACAAUGUGCAUCCUAGUGGGAAGAUUACAUUUCCUUAGUCUGCGUAGAGGCCCUGGGUGACAGAGCAGAGCCAAGACAGAAGGACAGGAACCGACACAGCAAAAAUCCCUGAGGGAUCAUCAUUUCCCCUGGAUUCUGGAGCUGAGCUCAAAGCACCAGAUUCAGACCUUUGAUUCUUAUAUCCUGAGCUGGGGCUUGCUGUACAAAGAUUUUUAAAGGAUUGAUUGUCUUGCAAAAGUAGAUCUUGGAGGAAGGUGCAACAAUAUGUGUGUUUCCCUCCUUUCUUUUCUAGAGUUGCUGACUGCAUUAGUCUUUUAAAAGGAAGGCUUGUUCUUUGACAUGGUCUCUGUCUUUUACACCAAUGGGCUAUGCGCCUGCGCAGAGAUCUCGUAGGAUCCUGACAAGCUCAAUUCUCCUGCUUUGGGUGGGAACCCCACCCCCUGCCACUAUAGACGGCUGUGCCACUCUACAUCCCCUCAGUCUUCAUCGUCCGCGCUUCAGUAGACGUCAUGGAAUCUGCAACAUGGCAAUGAAUUCCUAUGACCCGUCCACAGGAGAAGUAUAUUGCAAGGUACCAGACAGUGGAAGAGAAGAGGUAGAGGCCGCUGUCAAAGCUGCCCAAAAUGCUUUCCCAGGAUGGUCCUCCAAAACUCCCCAAGAAAGGUCAAAAAUAAUGAGCAAGCUAGCAGACCUUAUUGAAGAAGAUCUGGAGUCAUUUGCACAAGCAGAAUCAAAAGAUCAAGGGAAAACCAUCACCUUUGCUAGAACAGUGGACAUCCCCCGAGCAGCAUAUAAUUUCCGGUUUUUUUCAUCCUCCAUCCUUCACCAGACAACAGAAUGCACACAGAUGGACCAUAUGGACUGUAUGCAUUAUACAGUGAAAGCACCAGUGGGAAUUGCUGGCUUAAUUAGCCCUUGGAAUUUGCCACUUUAUCUGCUGACCUGGAAAAUUGCUCCAGCAGUUGCAUGUGGAAACACUGUCAUUGCCAAACCCAGUGAAAUGACAUCCGUUACUGCUUGGAUGAUGUGCAAACUUCUAGCCAAAGCAGGGUUUCCUCUAGGUGUGGUGAACAUUAUAUUUGGAAGUGGUCCCAAAGCUGGCGAUGCCCUUGUCUCCCAUCCGGAGGUGUCACUGAUUUCUUUCACUGGAAGUACGCUCACUGGCCAGCGCAUCAUUGAAAGGAGUGCUCCACAUUGCAAGAAGCUCUCAUUGGAACUUGGAGGCAAAAAUCCAGCAAUCAUCUUUGAGGAUGCCAAUUUGGUUGAAUGUAUUCCUGCCACCGUAAGGUCCAGCUUUGCUAAUCAGGGUGAAAUAUGUCUGUGCACUAGCAGAAUCUUUGUUCAGAAGAACAUUUACCAAGAUUUUUUGAGAAGAUUUGUGGAAACUGUCAAAAAGUGGAGGGUUGGAAGUCCCUUGGAUCCCACAGUUGACAUGGGAGCACUGAUAAGUAAAGAACAUUUAGCAAAGGUAAAGAAUUAUGUCAAAAAAGCUCAGGCAGAAGGAGCUCACAUUCUGUGUGGAGAGGGAAUUGAUUCCAUGGCCCUUCCUGCCACAAACCAGAAUGGCUAUUUCAUGCUUCCAACGGUCAUUGCUGGCAUUGGCGAUGACUCAUGCUGCAUGCAGGAGGAGAUCUUUGGUCCUGUAACCUGUGUCACCAUGUUUGAUACAGAAGAGGAAGUGAUCAGGAGAGCCAACGGGGUCAAGUAUGGCCUGGCAGCAACUAUAUGGUCCAGGAAUGUGGCGCGGGUCCAUCGCGUUGCUAAGAAGCUCCAGUCUGGAUUGGUGUGGACGAAUUGCUGGCUUAUCAGAGACUUGAAUCUGCCCUUUGGGGGUAUGAAAGCCUCUGGAAUAGGCAGAGAGGGAGCAAAAGAUUCCCUUGAGUUCUUCACUGAGGUGAAAACAAUUACAAUAAAACACUGAAAUGUAUUGUUGGAUAUACUUAAUGUGAAUAAUAAAUAGGUGUUGUAUGUGCUGCUGAAUGUAUCCGGAAUAUGGCAAGAAGACAUGGCUUCUUUAGAACUGUAUAUUUGGUUGUGGUUUAAGAUCCAUUAUUCCAUUUUCAUGGAUGUUGUCUGGUUGACUGCCUUCCUGUGGAGAAAAAAAAGGAAUGAAUCAGGAGUGUCCAUGCGGGGAGGUGGAAAGAGGGCAGUUGUGUCUCCUGCAGGCCCAGAUUUAUGGGCAGAUUAAUAAGGAGCAGCAGAAGCUUUUAUUUAUUUGCAUAUACUUCCCCUCACCCCAAUAAAAAUUCCUACAGUCACCCAUGGAGGGCAUGGUAACUGGUAUCCAAUGGCUUGCAGCUAGCAAGGGUGGCUCCUAUGUCUGAGUGGAGAUAGCAGAAUGUGUCUGUAGGCAAAUGCUUCUGCCUGUGUGCCCUUGUCCCCACUCCAGUCCUGUUAAGUGUGCAUUCACCAAGGUCUGCUCCUUGAACCAAUUGUCUGAAGGCAAGAAUGGGAGGGAAGUAAUGUGUAGUGUAUGCACACACAACCAAAACCAACAACUCAGAGACCAGUUGUACUUCAAAUGGGAUGGGACAGCAUCUUAACAUAAGCCAGAUUUGAUUGAUGGUUGUACAAGACUGGUUUUCUUUCAUAUGCCAGUUAAAAGUUGGAUCUUAAUACCAAAGAGAUCCAAAUGAAGAUUCUAGCUCUAGGCUUUCCAGUAUGACCUUGGACACGCUAUGUGGGGCUGCCUUUGUAUGCAGUCCAGAAUCUGCAACUGGUGCAAAAUGCACCAGCCAGGUUGGUCUCUAGGUCAGUCAGUCAAUCUUUAUUAUGCAGAGGCGUAUCUAGGGAAAAUAGCGCCUAGGGCAAGCACUACUUAUACUUUACCAUAAUAUCAGCUGAAAAAUAUAAGUCAAGCUCGUUCAUCUUUUAAUAUUUCAAAAACUGUUUAGCAGUGGAUGUAGCCUGACCAAAAAAUGCUGGAAAACUACAAAUUUCAGUAUGCUGGGGCUCAUGAAAUACCCAAAUACUAUGUGGAGGUGUACUUGGAAAACUAAACAGAUGUGCCUAUUUAAUUCUCUACUAUGCAUUGUAGCAUCACUAUUACAUAAGUUUUAAAAAUAAAUGGAGAAUUUGACUUUUCCUAGAUACUCUGAAGAUAAUUAAAGGAUAUGCAGAGUAAACUGUG
Hemicordylus capensis (graceful crag lizard) is the source of this 3425-nucleotide messenger RNA. It is a transcript of the gene ALDH8A1, whose product is annotated as aldehyde dehydrogenase 8 family member A1. Gene Ontology annotation, biological process: retinoic acid metabolic process. The transcript has 8 exons. NCBI's taxonomy places the organism in Eukaryota, Metazoa, Chordata, Lepidosauria, Squamata, Cordylidae. Bases 657 to 2216 code for a protein of 519 amino acids. Gene Ontology annotation, molecular function: retinal dehydrogenase (NAD+) activity. The record is from RefSeq and is a predicted model, not a curated record.